AUGGCAGGGAUCGUCAACAGUCCUCUUUCUCUCUUCCACAAGCCGGAAUAUGCAAAGCCUCUCCAUGCUCGAUGGGGCGAUGUCUCCAUAUCAGUGCCCACAGACGGCUCAUGGAACCAAUAUGAUAACCCCCAUCGACCCGUUAAGGAGAAGUCCUCCUACGGGCCAGGCUAUGUGCCCGACAUUUCACCGAAAGACCGGAAACUGCACCCAGCGAAAGAAGACGACAUAGACGAAGACACUCGGAGCGUCUGCAGUGAGGCGUCAACCGCCUCCCGACGAAGCUCAUUAUCCAUCGGAGCCCUGCGACCGGGGCGUAUGUCAGUGCGUCUAAACUCGCGCCCUAAACACCUGCGAGGUGAAUCGAAAGCCGAAAGAGUCGCUCACAACGAGCAGACGCGAACGGAGUUCGCAUACAAACCGAUCCAGCACGACUAUCCUUCGGAAGUAGUCGAAAAAUCAUCCAAACACAGCACUCGCUUUAAAUACAUCCCAACUAGCGGGCGUUAUCUCCAAGACUCAGGGCCAGAGACCCCGCGCAGUCAAUCUGUGCAUUCGCCGCGCACUGUCCCCUCACGGCGUGGCUCAUUGCCUGAGUCUUUGGACAGGAGGGACCACGACCGCCAUCGCGACUACUAUGCUCGAGUGAGUACGUAUCGCGAUGAUGACCGCCAGAGUAUCUACUCCAGUGUUGGCGAUGGCUCAGAUAGCUCUGGCUCGCGGCGGAACAAUGGGCCUCAGCCUAGACGGAAGACGUCGCCUUUUGUUGCGGCUGAUGGGAGGAGGGCCUCUGUUUCUAGGCCUAUGACAUUGGCUAUGGUUCCUGAUCCUGAUGAACUGUAUGAGUGA
Penicillium bovifimosum is the source of this 849-nucleotide messenger RNA. RefSeq lists its product as uncharacterized. The record is from RefSeq and is a predicted model, not a curated record. The coding region runs from base 1 to 849 and encodes 282 amino acids. The transcript has a single exon. NCBI's taxonomy places the organism in Eukaryota, Fungi, Ascomycota, Eurotiomycetes, Eurotiales, Aspergillaceae.